GGCGCACACACACUCACACACACACACACGGGCAAUGGAAUUGGAGUUAGUCCUGUAAUCUAAUCCCUUUAAAACCUCGCUUGGCGUCAGUGCUCCUAUAUUUGGAAGCUGCCCUUGAAAUAACCCGGCAAGUCGGCUAAUGUUCCAUUACAUGCAGUGUUUGUGUUAGUUUCUUUUUGUUCUCCGGUUGUAUUUCCUUUGAGGAAAACAUAUUUCCAAAUCUCUGCAUCUGGUGGAUAUCGCCCGGGACAGGAAUGCGAGUUUAAUUACUGUUUCGUGGUCUACACCUACUGCUCUGAAGAUGUAUUGGUUGCUGAGGCAUAAAAGCCGGGCGCUGAGCCUGUGUCUGCGGUGUGGCCACCCCAGGUACCAGCAUCACACGGCCAUCUUGGCGUUGCGGAGGGAGGACAUCAACGUGUGGGAGCGGCGGGCCCCCUUGGCCCCCAGACACAUCAAGGAGCUGACGAGUGCCGGCUACAAGGUCCUGGUGCAACCAUCCAACAGGAGAGCCAUCCACGAGAAGCAUUACAGGCAAGCUGGAGCUAUUAUCCAGGAAGACAUCUCUGAAGCAACAAUAAUUAUUGGAGUAAAGAGACCACCAGUGGAGAAACUGAUACCCAGGAAAACCUACGCCUUCUUUUCACACACAAUCAAAGCCCAAGAGGCCAACAUGCCCCUUCUGGAUGCGAUCAUUGAAAAGGAAAUUCGUCUGAUUGAUUAUGAGAAAAUGGUUGACAGCAAAGGGACUCGAGUCGUGGCGUUUGGUCAAUGGGCAGGAGUUGCCGGCAUGAUCAACAUUUUGCACGGUUUGGGACUGCGAUUCCUCGCGUUGGGUCACCAUACACCCUUCAUGCAUAUUGGCAUGUCCCACAAUUACCGGAACAGUGCCCAGGCUGUCCAGGCGAUACGGGAUUGCGGUUACGAGAUCUCCCUGGGGUUGAUGCCCAAGUCCAUUGGACCCGUCACGUUCGUCUUCACCGGGACCGGCAACGUCUCCAAGGGAGCACAAGAAAUCUUCAAUGAACUUCCUUGUGAAUUUGUUGAGCCUCACGAACUUCGAGAUGUUUUCCGAUCCGGAGAUCAGAACAAGAUUUACAGCACCGUUCUAAGCCGUCACCAUCAUCUUGUUCGAAAGAGUGAUGGCAAAUACGAUCCCGUGGAAUAUCAGCACCACCCUAAGUUAUACACCUCACGCUUCAGCACUGAUAUUGCUCCAUAUACCACUUGUUUGGUGAAUGGUAUUUACUGGGAACCAGAUACGCCACGAUUACUUACCCGAACGGAUGCACACAGUUUGUUAGGACCUGCCAAAAUAUUGGACCCAGCUCAUGAUGGUUCUCCUGACCUGCCCCACAGAUUUUUGGCUAUCUGUGACAUCUCUGCUGAUACAGGUGGCUCCAUUGAGUUCAUGACUGAGUGUACCACCAUUGACAUGCCGUUUUGUAUGUAUGAUGCAGAAAAGCAGACAAUCCACGACAGCUUGGAAGGCAAUGGGAUCCUGAUGUGUUCAAUUGACAACCUGCCUGCUCAGCUUCCAAUCGAGGCCACCGAAUAUUUUGGAGACAAGCUUUGCCCGUAUUUAUGGGAGAUGCUGCCUUCGGAUGCGACCCAACCCUUUGAAAAGGAGAGUAGUUUUACCCCAGUCAUCCGGAAUGCUGUAAUCGCGUCCAAUGGCGCACUGACUCCCAAGUUCAAGUACAUACAAAAGAUGAGGGGGAAAAGGGAAUCUGCUCAGAUUCGGACGAUGAGUCCAAAAGGGCGAGUGCUAUUGCUUGGUGCCGGCUAUGUGUCUGCGCCAGUCCUGGAGUAUUUCACCCGCGACACUGAUAUAGAGGUGACUGUCGCGGCAAUUGAGACAGACCAGCUGGAAAAACUGGUUGCAAACCACAAUCACACCACUCCUGUUACACUGGAUGUGCAGAAGGACCGUAGCAAAUUCUCCGAACUGGUCAAAUCACAUGACAUUGUAAUCAGUUUGCUGCCUGGUAAUUUUCAUCCCACGGUGAUGGAGGAAUGCAUCAAACAGAAAGUAAACAUGGUGACUGCAAGCUACCAGUCUCCCGAGAUGACGGAAAUGCACCAGAGUGCGCUGGACGCAGGCAUUACAAUUUUAAACGAGGUCGGUCUGGAUCCGGGGUUAGACCACAUGCUGGCCAUGAACCGUAUCGAUGAAGCGAAGGAACAAGGUUCAACAGUAGAAUCGUAUCAGUCUUUCUGUGGAGGGCUCCCAGCUCCUGAAUGUUCAGACAACCCUCUUGGAUACAAGUUCAGCUGGAGCCCAUCAGGAGCUUUGUUAAACAUCAUCCGCCCGGCCAUUUUCUUAAUGAACGGAGAGGUUGUGGACAUCGCAGCCGGAGGGGCAGUACUUGACCACGCUCGGCCGAUGAGUUUCUUCCCAGGAUUUAAUUUGGAGGGCAUACCGAACAGAGACAGCAUCAAAUACGGCAAGCCAUUCGGUAUCGAGUCAGCCAGCACUCUGUUGCGAGGUUCAUUGAGAUACAGGGGAUAUGCAAAUACAGUGAAAGGCUUUCACAAGAUCGGACUCAUCAACCCUGAUCCAUGUCCCCUCCUCUCUCCUGACGCUCCUCCGAUUAGCUGGAGGGAGCUGAUGUGCACGCUGGUGGGAAUCCCACCGUCCAGCAGCGUCCAGAGUCUCGAGGAAGUUGUGUACGAAAAGAUUGAAAGAGAUGAGCACAGAAUGAACACGUUGAAUUGGCUCGGGCUGUUCAAAGAUGAGCCGGUGGAGAAAGGACGCAGUCUUCUCGAGUCUUUUGCAAAGCACAUUGAGCCCAAACUUUCUUACGCUCCUGGUGAGAGAGACCUGGUCGUGUUGCGGAACGAUGUUGGGAUUAGACACCCCUCGGGCCAACUGGAAACCAAGCACGACAGUUUGGUGGUCUAUGGUGAUGUUGGCGGCUUCUCGGCAAUGGCCAAAACUGUUGGCUUCCCAUGUGCAAUUGCAGCCGAGAUGGUCUUGGAUGGUGAAAUUACUACCAAAGGAGUGUUUGGACCAGUGACCAAAGAUAUCUACAAACCAAUCCUAGAUCGUAUCAAAGCUGAGGGAAUUGUGUACACUUCCACCACCACUUGUGCAUGAAGACCUUGUGUGACUGGGAACUAGAACGGAAAUAUUUUGUUUGCUACAGAUUUUAUUCUUCCAAAGCAAUAGUAAUGUUUUUAAAGUGUAAAUUCCAGGUGACUACUCUGAAAUGUAGAUGCUGUUGACCUUUCUGGGCCAUUCAUUUAAGGAUGUUUCCUACAUGUUCAUAAUGCGAGCGAGUUGUUUAAUUAAAACAACGUGAUAAUUAAUGAUUGAACCUUAAUCAUUGACGGAGAUUGUAAUUUGUUUGUUGAUAAACCAAGAUGCCUUUGCAAAAGGUGUUAUGGUGCCAAUCUGCCUUUGAGCUCGGAAUGUACCCCCCAUUAAACUGCAGCUUUCUUGCAAGUUACCAUUCA
Messenger RNA from Leucoraja erinaceus (little skate), 3456 nucleotides. RefSeq names its product aminoadipate-semialdehyde synthase (gene aass). Gene Ontology annotation, molecular function: saccharopine dehydrogenase activity. The record is from RefSeq and is a predicted model, not a curated record. NCBI's taxonomy places the organism in Eukaryota, Metazoa, Chordata, Chondrichthyes, Rajiformes, Rajidae. Gene Ontology annotation, cellular component: cytoplasm. The transcript has 24 exons. The coding region runs from base 302 to 3097 and encodes 931 amino acids.